CCGCCCGGCUGGGAGAAGCGCAUGAGCCGCAGCUCAGGCCGCGUGUACUACUUCAACCACAUCACCAAUGCCAGCCAGUGGGAGCGGCCCAGCGGCACUGGCGGCGGCGGUGGAGGCGGCGGAGGUGGCAGCAAAAACGGGCAGGGGGAGCCCGCCAGGGUCCGCUGCUCACACCUGCUGGUCAAGCACAGUCUGGUGGGCAACACAGCCUCCGUCAUCUCUGCCCUGGAACUGCACAGCAGUCUAGAUGAUCAGGAGGUGAUGGUUCCGGUGGUGUGGGCCCAGCCGGCAGGCCGUGGGGGCACAUGUCCAGUGCCCUGGAAAGCCCGAGCUCCUCCAUGCCCCAAGGGGACCAGCUGCCAGCAGGACCAGCGCUGCCCACUUCCUGCUGAGGCUUCUCUGCAGCAGCUGGCCGGCUGUCAGGGACCUGAACCCUGUGGGCUUGCCGGUGUCCUUGACGAAGAAGGGCGGGCCAAAACCGGCCUCGCUGCAGCCCUGCACGCCUGGUGCCAGGCACUGGAGGUCCCCACCGCGUGUCUGGACCCAGGCCCAGCCCAGGGGGCCAGGAGGGGUCAGCCGCCCAGCAGGGACGCUGUCGGGGUGCGCGGCAGGACAGGGUGGCUGGCCUGGGUCGGGGCAAGGUCUCCCGUCCUCGGGGGCUGUCCGGGACUCAGAAGGUACUGGCAGCUCCUCCCAUCCGGUCCACGCAUGCACCUGUGCCGUUACUCACACUCACGCACGCAGCGCUCUCGAACGCUGCUCCCAAACCCGAGUCACCCAGGCUACAUCCAGAAGAUCAAGUCAGGAGAGGAGGACUUUGAGUCUCUGGCCUCACAGUUCAGCGACUGCAGCUCGGCCAAGGCCAGGGGAGACCUGGGUGCCUUCAGCAGAGGUGGGGGAGGAGCCCGCCCCCCCCGCGCCCCGUGUGCCCUGCUUUCUGCCGCGUGGCCACCAGGUGGCAGCACGGCCCCUCCCUCGUCCUUUCCUGGGGUCUCGGCCUGGGUGGUUCUACACUGCCGUCCAUCGCGGGCCCAGCAGGGUCCCCCAGAGUCUUCCUUUGCAGCCUGAAACAUGGGGAAACCAGGGGUGGGAGGGGGCAGAUCAGAUGGGCCACGGUGGAGGGAACUGGGGAGCCAGGGUGACCCUCUGCGCCCCCCAACCCUCGGGGUCUGCAGGGCCUGGCCGGGCCGCAGUGCACGGGCAGCUGC
Fukomys damarensis (Damara mole-rat) is the source of this 1208-nucleotide messenger RNA. RefSeq names its product peptidylprolyl cis/trans isomerase, NIMA-interacting 1 (gene Pin1). Gene Ontology annotation, cellular component: nucleus; cytosol. The transcript is spliced from 6 exons. The annotation marks the transcript as partial. Lineage: Eukaryota; Metazoa; Chordata; Mammalia; Rodentia; Bathyergidae. Gene Ontology annotation, molecular function: protein binding; peptidyl-prolyl cis-trans isomerase activity. The record is from RefSeq and is a predicted model, not a curated record.